GGCAAUGAACCAAGAAUGACUUUGGACGAUCUUAAUAGAUAUCUUCAAACUAUUGAUAGAACAACAGGUAUACAAAGACCAAAAUUUACAAGAGAACAAAUCAAUAGAAUGAUUGAUGAUACGAACAGAGGUCGAUAUUAUAACCAAGACGGUAAACUAGCUGUCGGCAAUGAACCAAGAAUGACUUUGGACGAUCUUAAUAGAUAUCUUCAAACUAUUGAUAGAACAACAGGUAUACAAAGACCAAAAUUUACUAGAGAACAAAUCAACAGAAUGAUUGAUGAUACGAACAGAGGUCGAUAUUAUAACCAAGACGGUAAACUAGCUGUCGGCAAUGAACCAAGAAUGACUUUGGACGAUCUUAAUAGAUAUCUUCAAACUAUUGAUAGAACAACAGGUAUACAAAGACCGAAAUUUACUAGAGAACAAAUCAAUAGAAUGAUUCAAGAUACGAAUAGAGGUCGAUAUUAUAACCAAGACGGAAAACUAGCUGUCGGCAAUGAACCAAGAAUGACUUUGGACGAUCUUAAUAGAUAUCUUCAAGAUAUUGGUAGAACAACAGAUGUACAAAGACCAAAAUUUACUAGAGAACAAAUCAAUAGAAUGAUUGAAGAUACGAACAGAGGUCGAUAUUAUAACCAAGACGGAAAACUAGUUGUCGGCAAUGAACCAAGAAUGACUUUGGACGAUCUUAAAAGAUAUCUUCAAACUAUUGAUAGAACAACAGGUAUACAAAGACCGAAAUUUACUAGAGAACAAAUCAAUAGAAUGAUCGAAGAUACGAACAGAGGUCGAUAUUAUAACCUAGACGGAAAACUAGCUGUCGGCAAUGAACCAAGAAUGACAUUAGACGAUCUUAAUAGAUAUCUUCAAGAUAUUGGUAGAACAACAGGUAUACAAAGACCAAAAUUUACAAGAGAACAAAUCAACAGAAUGAUUGAUGAUACGAACAGAGGUCGAUAUUAUAACCAAGACGGAAAACUAGUUGUCGGCAAUGAACCAAGAAUGACUUUGGACGAUCUUAAUAGAUAUCUUCAAGAAAUUGGUAGAACAACAGAUCCUCAAAGGUCGCGUUUCACCCGGCAGCAAAUACUGGAUAUGAUAGAAGGUCUGAAAAGGGGUCUUUACUACAACCUGGAUGGAAAGGAAGCAUUUGGAAAUGAACCGAGGUUGACUUUGGAUGAUCUUAAUAGAUACCUUCAAACUUUGGAUAACACAGCCGGAAUUCCAGGUGGUACGACACAGUAUACAUUUACACUUGAUGAUAUAAAUAGGAUGUUGACGGGGAUAGGCCAAGGUGUGGCCUACAAUAUUCAAGGAAGAAACGCAACUGCUGGAGAACCAACACUCACAAAGGCACAACUAAAGCAAAUGGCAAAAGAUUUACUUGGAUCUUCACCACCUGAACCAACUAGAAGGAACUAUACUGUAGAUGAAAUUAGUGCUAUUUUAGACGGUAUGGACAAUAACAAGAGAUACAAUUAUCAAGGGCUUGAAGCAAGUCCUGGUGAUCAAUAUUUAGAUAGAGGAUAUCUCACAAAACGUCUAGUAGAUGCCGUUCUGCCUAACUAUAAUAUACAAGAUGUUCAAAAUAUGUUAUAUGGUAUGCAGAAUGGUUCAUUAUACAACUAUAGAGGACGGAUUGCCUCUCCUGGUGAAAGGACAUGGCUCAAAGACCAAUUAGAGCUUCUCCUCAUUUUCUUGCUCGGUUUGCGAUAUGAAAACGUUGCGGCAAAUAAAUCUGCAGACAUGUCUAGCGUGUAUCAUCCAUCGUGGACUGCUGAUAAAGGUGUCGAUGGAAAUCGAAACCAAAAUAUGUUCUUCGACUCCUGCUUCCACACAGCUUAUGACAAAGAUCCAUAUUUUAUUAUUGAUCUGGGGGCCAUUUAUGAUUUAGACACGCUUGUUAUUUUCAACAGACAGGAUUGCUGUGAGGACCGUGCCAAUAAUCUUGAAGUAUCGACUGGAUUAACAUUACAUGACAUGACAAUACAGGAUGUAAUUAUUGGCCCAGUGUCAUCAACUGCUUUAUUGAGAUUUAAGCCAAAGCCUAGCGCUCGUUAUAUAAAGAUUCAGAAGAAAGGAGUGAACCCCUCAUUUUUCCAUCUGUGUGAAGUUGAGUUGUAUGGAUCGUACAAUAGAGAAGAUGCUGAAAAUAUCGCGCUUGGUAAAAGAACGGAGUUGUCUUCCUUGUAUCAAAAUAAUAAUAACUACGCCGGUAAUAAAGGUAAUGAUGGAAAUCCAAAUGGACAAGUAUCUUCUGGAAGCGAAAACUCGUGUUUCCAUACCAAUCAACAGUUACAACCGUAUUGGAUGAUAGAUCUCGGAGAUUUGUAUGAUAUACACCGUAUAGUUCUACACAAUAGAUUAGACUGCUGCUCUGAACGAGCACAUGACCUAGUAAUACUUGCUGGUCCAACACAUGAAGACACAAGCCCCAUAUAUUACCAUGCCGGUUCUCUAGGGCCAUUAAAAGAGAUACUGCUUCCUCCAGGACAACAUGCACAAUUUAUAAAGAUACAAAUCAAUGACACUUUGCCAGAAUACUUACAUCUUUGUGAAGUUGAAAUAUAUGGUACAUAUUCUAAAAAAGGUUCCGAAAAUGUUGCUUUGAACAAAACAACAGAGAUGUCUAGUUUGUUCCAAAAUAAUCCGAUCUAUGCCAGUGAGAAGGGUAACGAUGGCAACUCUCAUGGACAUAUUAUUCCUGGUAGCGAUAAUACAUGCUUUCAUACUGAGAAAGACAUAAGACCAUAUUGGAAGGUCGACCUGGGUGCCGUAUAUGACCUUGAAAGCAUUGUACUUCACAACAGACUUGAUUGUUGCGGUGAUCGAGCACAUAAUAUUGAAAUCCUCGCUGGUUAUUCUGAUAGUAAUCUUGUUCCCGUUUAUUACAAUGCCGGUAUUUUGGGACCAAUAGAGACAUUCUACUUUCCAAACAAUACUGAUGCGCAGAUAAUCAUGGUUCGAAUCAACGACUUGAUUCCAGAAAUACUACAUCUUUGUGAAGUAGAAAUUUAUGGUGUAUACAAAAGACCAGAUCUAUGCGGAAUUUCACCAUGCUUGAACGGCGGUAAUUGUACAAAUAUAGCUGGGGACAAUUUAUGUGUGUGUCCAGUAGACUGGAUCGGCAAAUAUUGUCAGAUAAGUGCAGACAAUAUUGCUUAUGGUAAACCGACACAACUGUCUAGUCUGUACCUUAAUGACCCUAUAUUCACCGGUGAGAAGGGUAAUGAUGGAGAUUCUAGUGGAAACUUGAUGUUUAAUAACAACAAUACAUGUUUCCAUACAAACAAGGAGCGCAGACCUUACUGGCAGGUAGAUCUCGGAGCUGUAUAUGAUCUACGGAGGAUUGUCCUUCAUAACAGACUUGAUUGUUGCACACAACGGGCACAUGAUAUAGAAAUUCUAGCGGGUCUCACACCUGAUGACAUGAUGUCAAUUAACUAUAUUCCUGGGAAUUUGGGAACCUCGAGAGAAAUAACUCUGCCAUCCGGUCAACCUGCACAGUUUGUGAGGAUUCAAAUAAAUGAUCUGUUCCCUGAAUACUUACAUCUUUGUGAAGUAGAAAUUUAUGGUAGCUUUUCUAGAGAAGAUUUAUGUGCAAUUUCCCCAUGUUUAAAUGGAGGAACAUGUACAAACAGACCCGGAGACUUCUUGUGCAUGUGUCCCGUUGGAUGGUCGGGCAAUUAUUGCCAGAUCGAUUCGAACAACAUAGCAUAUGGCAAGCCUACAGAAAUGUCAAGUUUAUAUCGGAAUGACAUCAACUUUGCUGGUGAGAAGGGUAAUGAUGGAGAUUCUAGUGGAAACUUAAUGUUUAAUGCCAACAAUACAUGUUUCCAUACGGACAGAGAGCGCAGACCUUACUGGAAGGUAGAUCUUGGUGACGUAUACGAUCUUCAGAGGAUGGUACUCUAUAAUAGACAAGAUUGUUGUAGCGAGCGUGCUCAUGACAUAGAAAUCCUUGCUGGACUUACACACGAAGACCUUAACCCAAUAUAUUAUCAUGCUGGUAUCUUAGGAAAUGUACAGGAAAUCCAACUUCCUGCUGGUACUGAGGCAAAAGUUGUCAUGAUACAUAUCAAAGACCUACGUCCAGAAUAUCUUCAUCUGUGUGAAGUUCAAAUAUACGGCACGUUUAUGAGAAAAGACCGAUGUAAACCGAAUCCGUGUAAAAAUGGUGGAACGUGUACAAAUCAAGCUGGAACACGAAUCUGUAACUGCCCGAUUGGAUGGGGUGGCAUAUUCUGUCUGAGAGAUGAAUCACAAACAGGACCCACUUAUCCAACAGUAACAGAUUCACCGGAGCCACCAUCAUGGAAUGGAUCUAGAGUUGACCCAGCUGUAUGUCGUCGAGCGAAAUGCAACCUUCCAAUUUGUUACGUGCCAUAUCCAUCUGAUUGUAAAAGUUACGUCGUGUGUCAACGUACAGCCAUUGGAUCUUAUGUUGCCUGGAAGAUGAGGUGUGCGUUUGGAUCGUAUUGGGGCUUCGGAAGAACGUGGACAUGUGAACGCGUUGAAGACCUUGCUAAACAGGGAUAUAUAUGUCCAAAUGACCCAUGCCGAAACUCGUCGAUCACAAAAUAUGCAGAUAAAGAAAUAUUGAACUGUCGUACGUUUUGGCAGUGCGAGAAUGGUGUUUCCAAACCUGCAUGUUGCUCAGCUGGAAAAAGAUUCGAUCAGAUACAACUGCGGUGUGUUGAUGAUCCACUUGAAGUUUGUCGUGCGCCAUGUCCUCUCAAGAGAGAUGGAUGUUCUGUUCCUGGUGCUCGAACACAACCGUUCUAUGAUGGAAACUGUCGUACAUACUGGGACUGUCAAAGUGGACACGCCCAUCCGCUGUGUUGUAUGUCAGGCACGUCGUAUGAUGUUGACAAGGGUAGAUGCAAAGAUGAUCCUAUGUGCACUGACUCAUGUCCAUCUGAAUACAAGACAAAGGUGUGUGGCAAGAUAACGGGAGACAAACCUGUACAGUCGUAUGCAUUGACCGAUGGAUUGUGUCGUACUUACAUGAAAUGCACGGCUGAAGGAUUUGAUGAUCCUUACUGUUGUCGUCAAGACUAUUACUAUGACGUCACUACUGGCCAAUGUGAGUUAGUGGAAGAUUUGUUUGAUCCUUGUCGUCAGGAAAUGUGUCCAAGAGGCUAUAAAGAAGACUGUCGACUUUCGGCUAUUGUGGGCAGACCGACGAAGUAUUUUGACAAUGAUGCUAUGCAAGAACUGAGCUGUGCGCCUGGUACAAAAUUUGCACCAGAUAUAUGUACAUGUGAUGGUAGUUCCCUAAAUAACAUAUGCAAAGCUGAAGUUUGGACAAAGUUUGACCAUCUAGAGGAGAAAUGGAGUGUGAAGAACUAUGGCGAUGGAUGGAUUUCCGUAUUUGGGGAAAUGUCUAAGAACCGUACCGAGCAGGGAGUAACGUAUGGUAAAUUUGACGGUUCUGGCGGUAUGGAGGUGUGGCGUUAUGAUCAUACCGCAUUCCGUGAGGUUACCCUGGAAAUCACAUUCCAACCGGUUGCAAGUGGUAGCAGCAAGCAGAUUCUGGUGUCUAACUGUAUGUCUGUCGAUAACGGCAAAGCUUCUUUUGAAGUUAGUUUGAAUCCAAGAACUUCAAAUAUUGAGUUUAGAGGAACGUCUAAGUUUGAUGCAGUUUUCAUAGAACUACCCUAUGAUAGGCAAGGCUGGAACACGUUCAAGCUAUUUUUCGAUGGUAAACAUAUUGUUGGACUUGUAGAAAGUGGCAACAAUACUUCUAUUAGCUCGAAAAAUCUUAGAGGUAAAAUUACCGCUGGAAUUGGAGCUUUGAAGUUUGGUCCAUGCCUAGAUGACUUUAGUAUGCCGAAACAUGAUGGAUUCACAGGGUUUAUCUCAGAGGUUAUUUUCUCGAAAUGUAUUGACGAAAAUGGACGAGCUGUCAUACAGAAACAUGUUGUACCAGACAUACCAGAAUAUAAAAGAUCAAAGAACAUAAAUCAACCCUAAAUCAUGACUCAACAUCUUCAUUUAAAUGUUCUCAGAUAAUUCAUAUAUACACAUGACAGAAUAGCUUACUGUAUAUACAUCGUCUGAUUGAACAUUUAUCUAUUUGCUUGUUUCAUUUAGAUUUAUAGGUGUUUUAAAAUGUGUCUUACCAACAACGGAAAGGGCGGAGAAAAUUCGAUUGAUAAAUUGAUAUAAUUAUAUCUAUGUUAAUACAGAUGCAUUGUUAAAACAUUUUUAUCUGAAAAAGGAGUUACAACGCUAUUAUGUUUGCGUUCAUUUUUUUAAGUAAUUUACUCUAACAUUGCACAAUUUAUACUGAUCGAGUCUAUGCAUAUUUAUACAAUUUGAAAAUAAAAUGUGAAUGAGAAAAUGAAUUGACAUAUAUACAACUAUUUUAAUGUUAAUAUACAUGUAUAUGUGUUUAGAUAAAAACAGAUUGGGGUGUACGUAAAGUAGGAGAAAGUUGCACUGUAAAAAGUCUUGAUAUUAUAAAAACGAUGCCAGUAAAGUCAAUAUUAUUGUUCUAAUGCUUUAGUGUGGAUGUGUUCCAAAAUUAAAUGCCUUAAUACAAAUUA
This is a messenger RNA of Ruditapes philippinarum (Manila clam), 6554 nucleotides long. RefSeq lists its product as uncharacterized. Gene Ontology annotation, cellular component: extracellular region. The record is from RefSeq and is a predicted model, not a curated record. Gene Ontology annotation, molecular function: calcium ion binding; chitin binding. NCBI's taxonomy places the organism in Eukaryota, Metazoa, Mollusca, Bivalvia, Venerida, Veneridae. The transcript has 34 exons. The coding region runs from base 16 to 5979 and encodes 1987 amino acids.